Soboliphyme baturini is the source of this 345-nucleotide messenger RNA. The record is from the annotation of a GenBank genome assembly. NCBI's taxonomy places the organism in Eukaryota, Metazoa, Nematoda, Enoplea, Dioctophymatida, Soboliphymatidae.
AUGCAGAAACCCGCAGAUGACUUGGACGUUGAAUCCGAUCGAAGCAAUCUUGUCAUUCUGUUCUACAUGCAGCGUUCGGUCGCUAAUACGUUUCUUGAUUUCGAUGAACCGGAAGAAUUGUCAGAUGCGGUGCAUUUCUUCGGUUUUCCAGUGUCUUUGACGACGGAGCUGUACGAACGAACAGACGAUUGGUUCUGUUUUGUACAAAAAUUGGUAGACAUACUUCAUCGAAUGGCACAGUCAUUGGAUUAUCUGAGUGACGGUGGCGAAGAGCGUCUCUGCGGCAAGUAUCAUGACCAAGUGACUUCGUUUUACGAACUGGUUUUGCAGUGGAUUAAAAAGUAA